This is a messenger RNA of Gastrolobium bilobum, 2197 nucleotides long. RefSeq names its product peroxisomal adenine nucleotide carrier 1-like. Bases 1 to 963 code for a protein of 320 amino acids. Gene Ontology annotation, cellular component: peroxisomal membrane. Gene Ontology annotation, biological process: fatty acid beta-oxidation; peroxisome organization; ATP transport. Gene Ontology annotation, molecular function: ADP transmembrane transporter activity; ATP transmembrane transporter activity. Lineage: Eukaryota; Viridiplantae; Streptophyta; Magnoliopsida; Fabales; Fabaceae. The record is from RefSeq and is a predicted model, not a curated record. The transcript has 5 exons.
AUGAAAAUGAACGUUGAUCUGGAAUCGUUGGCAGAGGCAACCUCAGGAGCCAUAGGAUCACUUUUGAGCACAACCAUCUUGUACCCUCUUGACACUUGCAAGACCAAGUUCCAAGCUGAGGUUCCUUCCCAUGGUCACCCGAAGUAUAGGAACCUCUCUGAUGUGUUGUGGGAAGCAAUAUCUACCGGUCAGGUGCUUUCCCUUUACCAGGGGCUUGGAACCAAAAAUCUUCAAUCUUUUGUUUCACAGUUUGUUUACUUCUAUGGGUACAGCUACUUCAAAAGAGUGUAUCUUGAUAAAAGUGGUUCCAAAUCCAUUGGAACCAAAGCAAACUUGGUAAUUGCUGCUGCUGCUGGCGCCUGCACAGCCAUUGUAACUCAGCCCCUGGAUACAGCCUCUUCAAGGAUGCAGACAAGUGCCUUUGGAAAGUCCAAAGGGCUAUUGAAGACCCUUGCAGAAGGCACCUGUAGUGAUGCAUUUGAUGGCCUAGGCAUUUCCUUGCUGCUGACCUCAAACCCUGCAAUUCAGUAUACAGUGUUUGAUCAAUUGAAAGAGCGAGCACUGAGGAAUAUAAGAGACGAAGAUGAUAAAGGAUUAUCUCCAGCAUCCCUUUCUGCAUUUAUGGCAUUUCUUCUAGGUGCUAUUUCGAAGAGUGUUGCUACUGUUCUAACAUAUCCUGCUAUCAGGUGCAAGGUCAUGAUUCAAGCCGCAGACAUAGAUGAACUAACCUCCAAAAGAAAGAAAAAAUUACAGAAAACAGUGUCUGGAGUUCUCUAUGCAAUAUGGAAAAGGGAGGGUAUACUGGGAUUUUUCAAAGGAUUGCAGGCUCAGAUCUUAAAAACUGUUUUGAGCUCAGCACUGCUUUUAAUGAUCAAGGAGAAAAUCUCUGCCACUUCUUGGUUGCUUAUACUUGCUGUUAGAAGGUAUCUGUUGCUUCCAAGGGGUAGACUAAGAAAUUUAUAAUAGCAGUCAUAGAAGGAAGAUGCUUCAAGCCAGUGUGGAUAACAGAUUAUGUUGGAGCAUAAUGCGAGUAUUUCUAAUGAUAAAUCAUUUUAAAGCCGUGACUUGGUUGUUUUUGUGGCUUCUAUUUUGCGCUCUUCCUAAAGUUUAUUAAUGUAGAAAAAUUACUACAAUAAAUUGUGGAAAAGGCUGGUCAAGAAAAGCAAGGGAAAAGUCUUCAAAAUUAGUGAACUUUGAGUUUUAUAUUUUUUUUUUCUAUAAACUUGUUUCUAGUAGGGUCCAGCCUCUCAGAGGUGUAGCUUGGGAGCCUUAUAAAAAUAAGUACCUCUUUCAUAUGUACUCCCUUUAUUUUCAGAUUAAUGAAGUUUGGAUUAUUUCCUUAGUUUCUGAUGUGAUGGAUAUUUUUCAAAAUCCGUUGUGAACUCUAGGGUGAUUGCUUAUGUAAUACUUUGCCCAUUCCACCUGCAACUCUAUGUCAUUUAUUCUAUCAAAUAUGCAGAGGGUUGGAGAGAUCUAUUGCAAAAUUGAGUUUCUUUAUUUUUUGCUGUCUUCUUUUCUCUCCUUUUUGUCGUUUAGGAGGAUAGCUGAGCCUCUAGUCUAAUGGAUAAUUGCACUCUUUUUCUGCUUCUUAAAAUUUCUUCUAUAAACAUGAAAAUCCAUCUUAUUUGGGUUGCUUGAAUCUUACAUUUAUCUCCCUUCUUAUCACUCUGCUUUGUAUCUAUAGCUAUGCCAUAUCUGUCCUUGUUGUUCGAUACAUUAACAUGUUUCUAUUGCUCGGUGUCUUUGUUCUUAUCAUUGUUUUAUAGUGGACUUUCAGGAGGUUUCUUUUCUUUUUUUCCAGUAAUCUGAAGGGUAUCUUCCGGCCAUAACUGAAGACUAAUCCCCAAUCGAACACUGUCGGACCCUUUCGGGGGCGGCUCUCCCAAAUCUUUUUUUUUCAUUCGCAGGGCUCGAACUCGAGACCUCUGGUUAAGGGACCCAGGCUCCUUACCACCUGUGCCAAAGGAGUUUGGUUCAGGAGGUUUCUUUUCCUCAUGUACAAUAGUGGUUUGGAUGUCUUUUUGAAUCGGAACUUCUGUUCAUAAGAAGUGCAGAAUCCAUGGUUGGGCCAAAGGGAGAGAUACUGCUAUAAUUGAAAAUAAUGAAGACAAGCUAAGAACUGCCUUAAUUAAUUGUUUUACACUCUGCUAGCUAAUGGUAGUUAGGAACUUAGGAUAACUAGAUUAACUAUUUUGCA